UUUCUCUUUUUCACUUUCAGCAAUUUCUGCAUCCCUAAUCCCUAUCCACUAUCCAGUCUCCUUGAUAGCUACGAAAUUACGAAUAUUACAGUAAAUUAAAAAUUAGGCAGACACUGCCGUACUGGCGGUAUUAGUGGCGUGGAUAUUCGGCGCAAGACCUAGCCACCCUUGGAUGGCGAAACGACUUACGAUAGGGGGUGACGGUGUGAACCCAAAAUUUUUUGAGUUUUGGUAACUUUUGGACCUUUUUACUUUUAGCUUUUGCCUUUUUGUGACUUUGUCACGUUUGUCAGUUGUUCUGUUUCAGUUUUCAGUGGCUGUACAUUGCUCAUUUUCAGUUCCUUUUUAGUUUUCGGAUUUAUUUUAAGAUCGCUUUUUUGUUCAUCGUCAACUAUUGAUCACCUUCAUGAUUCAUCUCCUCUCGAUACAGAAGCCAGUGUUUGGAGCGUCAAAGAAGACUUCAGCGAGAUCGACGAUGAUGUCAUUUUAAUUCUUUACACGUUUACCGUGAAGCGCGCAGUGAAGGUUUCCAGAAUCUGCAGGUUAUUUUGCGUGACACGAGCUGUGGAUCGACGAUAUUUUUCUGCUUGGAAGGACUACGUCUUCGAAGCAAGAUCGGUCCCCAGUCAUGGGGGCUACAGGGGCUCGAGUUCCAAGUCCAAAAAAAUCCAACACAUCCAACAUCUCUGCAACUUAUAUACGGCAUUUAUUGCACAGGAGAACACAGGAGAACGCGAAAUCCGGAAAGAUGAAGGUAACUACACGAUUACGAAAGCCAAAAAAGAAGGCCGUGAAACCGGCUAGCGACACCUCCGGGAUAACGAAGAAACGGCGCACCCGGAAACGACGAUAUCGUCGCAAACGUCGGACAACUGCUCCCACACUUGCCAAAAAACCCGUUGUCAGACAGCCUAUACCUAGUACAUCUGAUGUCACCGUGGGCACUCAAAGUGACUCAGAGUCCGAAGAGAAAGUUAUACCGAAGAAGCGCGGUAAUAGAAAGAAGGAUGUUCCCAGAAUGCUGGAAAAGAAAAUAAAGCGUGAUGAUGACAACUCGGCACAGGGGAGUUCAAGUCGAAAAGCGCGAAAAAUUGUAGAUGUUAUAACUCUCAGCGAUGAUGACGAAAUUAAAAAAGUUCCAGUGAAAAUGAAAGGAGAAAAGAGCCAUCAGAAUAAAGCUACGCAGCCGAAAAAGAAGAAACGAACUCGUUUGCGGCAGUUUGCUGCGGCUGGAACAUCUAGUGAUGAUGAUAGCGAUUACCGUCCGGAGAGUAAUGACGAUGAAAUGCCCAGUACGAGUACGGCUAGCAGAAACGAUACUCGAAAAACAAAAACUUCCGCCUCCAAAAAUGGAAAUUUUUUGAAAUCUGAUGCGAUGACGUCUGUUCCUAGUGUGCCUGUUGAGGUUGUAUCUCAACUUCUUUUCAUCCCUCCGGUGGCGAGAGCGAUUGCUAAGAGCUUACCGAUGAGAUCAUUGUUGUCACUUGCACAGGUUAACAAGGAUAUGCAAACCACAUGCACUUACGAAAGGAACCUUGCACGUCGUCAAAAUUUCGACUGGGCUCACUUCCCCAGCAUUAUAACAGCCCUCAAUGAUUCUUCUUUGUUACACGAAAAAGAUAUUUUCGGCAGUUCGUUACAGGAACUAUAUUGCGAACCUGAGAUGGUGAUUUGUUUUUCGGCUCCUAAAAUCAUGUUUGGCCAUAAAUUAAGGUUUGAUGACCCAAGAAGUCCAGAUUUUGGAGAAAGAAAAGAUGUCUGCAGAAUAUUGUCUGAUUUGAUGCCGAAAGAUGCUCGAAAGAUUUUGCAUAUUCGGACACAGGGUGUGCUGCCGCCGCUUCCCUCAAUUAUGACUGGAAAUCCUAGAAAAAUUGAUCACUGGGGCUGUAAGACAUCCGCUCGGGAUCUCAGUGUGCUGGUAUUUCCAAAAAUCAACGGAGUAAACAUAUGGCGUGAACAUCUUACGGAAGCAGAACUGCGAGUGCAGCUAAAAAAUAAUGGAUGGUUAGAAAACCGGUCCCAUAACCACUUCUUAUUGCCGAUGAUCAAGGAGCUAGAAAUUGUCGCUCCGAAAUUGGUAAUCAUGUUUACCAGGCGAUUCGCUCACCAUUCGCAUGUUUUGUCAUCCGAAUUUCCUGUUUUGGUGCUAAACACUGUGGAUAAUCUUGGCGAAGAACGCUACUCAUCUCACGGAGAUCCUACAUUAGAUUAUGGGCUAGAGUGGUUGGCGUUUGGUGGAAAAGAUUGUAUUGCUUAUCAGGUUGCGUUAGACGAUAAUGUCGGUCAGAUGGAGCACGCAAGAGUUCUUCGUCAAUUGCGUGAUCAGUUUACCGCGCAGCAGGUUAUGGGAGGCAGAAUGCUGCUGUUUUACUUCAGCAAGGUUAAUCAGGGUAUAAGGGAUUCCGCUGAAAUGGACCGGCUGUAUGAGCAGGAUGUGAAGCAGUUAAGGGAAGAAUUCCCUCGAGUUCCUAUAUUUGGUGGAAGUUAUCCAACAGUUAUUGGAAGUGUUUUUACGAAGGAUAAAGCGGAUGGCAACUUCGGAAAAUUUUUCCACGGCGCCUCAACAUCAUUUGUGUCUGCAGUAAUUUUGGGUCAGCAUUAGAAAUCUGCCGCUUAGAAUAAUGCAUCACUUUAUACGUUUGUUGUAAAUAUUAUCCAUAUUAAAUAUGGAACGCACCUAUAGUAUCACAUUUUGGUGUAACGGUGCUGUCUUUUAAACUCCUAUGGUUCAGUUGUGCAUUUCUUGAUCUGCAAAUUGCCCCUUUUUUCAUUAGAAUGGAAUUACGGCAAGAAAAGUUCGGACAGGAGUCAGCCACGAUGUUUUGUAAAACUUACUCAAAUAAAUAUGC
Molecule: messenger RNA, 2849 nt
Organism: Paramacrobiotus metropolitanus
Lineage: Eukaryota; Metazoa; Tardigrada; Eutardigrada; Parachela; Macrobiotidae
Exons: 3
Coding region: 629-2602 (657 amino acids)
Source: RefSeq, a predicted model, not a curated record